AGGCGGCGGCGGCGGCGGCCGGAGCGGGAGCCCGAGCGGCAGUCGGCGGCCGCGGGAGCCGCGAGGAGCGCAGGGGCAGCCCGGAGCGCGCCGGGGUCCCCGCGCCCCGCUCGCCCGCCGCGCUCCGAAGAUGGUGGCGGCGCCGUGCGCCCGGAGGCUGGCCCGGCGCUCGCACUCGGCGCUGCUCACGGCGCUCGCGGUGCUGCUGCUGCAGACGCUGGUCGUGUGGAAUUUCAGCAGCCUGGACUCCGGGGCCGGGGAGCGCCGCGGGGGCGCAGCGGCCGGCGGCGGAGAGCAGCCGCCCCCGGCCCCAGCCCCGCGCCGGGAGCGCCGGGACCUGCCCGCCGAGCCGGCUGCAGCCCGAGGAGGAGGAGGAGGCGGCGGCGGAGGAGGAGGACGGGGGCCCCUGGCGCGGGCGCGGGGAGGCGGCCCCGGAGAACCCCGGGCACAGCAGCUGGCCAGCCGGGGGGCACUGCCCGCCCGGGGUAUGGAGCCACAUCCGAGUCCGCUCAUUACCCUGGAGACUCAGGAUGGCUACUUUUCUCACCGGCCAAAAGAGAAAGUGCGAACAGACAGCAACAACGAGAACUCUGUCCCCAAAGACUUUGAGAAUGUCGACAACAGCAACUUCGCACCCAGGACUCAAAAGCAGAAGCACGAGCCUGAGUUGGUGAAGAAGCCACUGAGUAGACAGAAGGAGCUUUUGAAAAGGAAGCUGGAACAGCAGGAGAAAGGAAAAGGACAUGCAUUCCCUGGGAAAGGCCCCGGUGAGGUGCUGCCUCCCGGGGACAGAGCCGCAGCCAAUAGCAGCCAUGGGAAGGAUGUGUCCAGACUGCCUCAUGCCAGGAAAACUGGGGGCAGCUCCCCCGAGACCAAGUAUGACCAGCCCCCCAAGUGUGACAUCUCGGGCAAGGAGGCCAUCUCUGCCCUGUCCCGUGCUAAGUCCAAGCACUGCCGCCAGGAGAUUGGGGAGACCUACUGCCGCCACAAGUUAGGGCUGCUGAUGCCUGAGAAGGUGACUCGGUUCUGCCCCCUGGAGGGUAAAGCCAACAAGAACGUGCAGUGGGAUGAGGACUCUGUAGAGUACAUGCCGGCCAACCCAGUCAGAAUCGCCUUUGUCCUGGUGGUCCACGGCCGCGCCUCUCGGCAGUUGCAGCGCAUGUUCAAGGCCAUCUACCACAAAGACCACUUCUACUAUAUCCACGUGGACAAGCGCUCUAAUUACCUGCAUCGGCAAGUGCUCCAGGUCUCCAGGCAGUACAGCAACGUCCGCGUCACCCCCUGGAGAAUGGCCACCAUCUGGGGGGGAGCCAGCCUCCUGUCCACCUACCUGCAAAGCAUGCGGGACCUCCUGGAGAUGACCGACUGGCCCUGGGACUUCUUCAUCAACCUCAGUGCGGCCGACUACCCCAUCAGGACAAAUGACCAGUUGGUGGCGUUUCUCUCCCGAUACCGAGAUAUGAAUUUCUUGAAGUCACACGGCCGGGACAAUGCAAGGUUCAUUCGGAAGCAGGGCCUGGAUCGGCUCUUCCUGGAGUGCGACGCUCACAUGUGGCGCCUGGGAGAUCGGCGGAUCCCAGAGGGCAUCGCCGUGGAUGGUGGCUCGGACUGGUUCCUGCUGAACCGGAAGUUUGUAGAGUAUGUGACCUUCUCCACAGACGAUCUGGUGACCAAGAUGAAGCAGUUCUACUCCUACACCCUGCUUCCUGCCGAGUCCUUCUUCCAUACAGUCCUGGAGAACAGCCCCCACUGCGACACCAUGGUGGACAACAACCUGCGCAUCACCAACUGGAAUCGCAAGCUGGGCUGCAAGUGCCAGUACAAGCACAUCGUGGACUGGUGCGGCUGCUCCCCCAACGACUUCAAGCCACAGGACUUCCACCGCUUCCAGCAGACAGCCCGGCCUACCUUCUUUGCCCGCAAGUUCGAAGCCGUGGUGAAUCAGGAAAUCAUUGGGCAGCUGGACUAUUACCUGUACGGGAACUACCCUGCAGGUACCCCGGGCCUCCGCUCCUACUGGGAGAAUGUCUACGACGAGCCUGAUGGCAUCCACAGCCUAAGCGACGUGACACUCACCUUGUACCACUCCUUUGCCCGCCUGGGUCUUCGACGGGCCGAGACAUCCCUGCACACGGAUGGGGAGAACAGCUGCCGGUACUACCCAAUGGGCCACCCAGCAUCUGUCCACCUCUACUUCCUUGCCGACCGCUUCCAGGGCUUUCUGAUCAAGCAUCAUGCUACCAAUCUGGCCGUGAGCAAACUGGAGACUCUGGAGACCUGGGUGAUGCCAAAAAAAGUCUUCAAGAUCGCAAGCCCACCCAGCGACUUUGGGAGGCUUCAGUUUUCCGAGGUUGGCACUGACUGGGAUGCCAAGGAGCGGCUGUUCCGCAACUUUGGGGGUCUCCUGGGGCCCAUGGAUGAGCCGGUGGGUAUGCAGAAGUGGGGGAAGGGGCCCAACGUGACCGUGACUGUCAUUUGGGUGGAUCCCGUCAACGUCAUCGCAGCCACCUACGACAUCCUGAUUGAGUCCACUGCCGAAUUCACGCACUACAAGCCCCCUUUGAACUUGCCCCUGAGGCCUGGGGUCUGGACAGUGAAAAUUCUCCAUCACUGGGUGCCAGUUGCAGAGACCAAAUUCCUCGUUGCGCCUCUGACCUUCUCCAACAGGCAGCCCAUCAAACCGGAGGAGGCACUGAAGCUGCACAAUGGGCCCCACCGCAACGCCUACAUGGAGCAAAGCUUCCAGAGCCUGAACCCCGUCCUCAGCCUGCCCAUCAGCCCCGCCCAGGUGGAGCAGGCACGGAGGAACGCAGCCUCCGCGGGCACAGUGCUGGAGGGAUGGCUGGACUCGUUGGUGGGCGGGAUGUGGACUGCCAUGGACAUCUGUGCCACGGGCCCCACGGCCUGCCGGGUCAUGCAGAUCUGCAGCCAGACGGCCUGGAGCUCCUUCAGCCCUGACCCCAAGUCGGAGCUGGGAGCGGUCAAACCUGAUGGCCGGCUCAGGUAGCACUGGGCACGAGGAGUGGGCCACAGCAGGAUCUCAACAGGAAAGCAGCCAGUGGGGUUGUGGGGCCUGAACCCUGGCCUCCCACCCUGGGGGGGGCACCCUCUGAGAAUGGGUCUCUCCUGGCCAUAGAAUGAUGGAAAGGGAAGGUCAGCAGGUCAAAGCAGGAUCAGCCAACAACCUGCCUUUGGCAAGGGUGGGACGGCUCAGUCCCUGCACUGUGACGGUCUCACCUCUUCUGGUUGAUCCUCAAGUCCUACAGGUUCCUUGUCUUCCCCGUCCAGUGACCCACCCCGCCCCCAGAUGAGUGAUUUUCAAACUUUUAUUUUAAGCAGCAGAACUUUGUUUACUGAGCACAGUCAUAAGUGGAGUUCAGGGUGCGGACGAAAUCCAACCUGCUCUGGUUGAAGCCGAAGAGUCCAAGGUUCCCUCCCAAAGCUCAGCCCUUCGGUCGGUCCCCUUGCCCAGGGUAUCUCCUACAGUACCUCUUCAGAACCCAAGGGCUCUGCAAAUGCCAGUUUGACAAGCACUGCCCAGACCAACCAUGGGUUCAGACUCCAGCCUCGCCCUUUGGUUCAUCUUUCUGCUCCUCUCUUGGCUGAGGGACUUUUGUGCCAGCCUUGGUCGUGGUCCCUUUCCCAUGGAGGCUGCAGCCUUGGGAGAGCUCUGAGCCUCUCAGCAGCCCUCCUUGGGUUGAGCUAUUCUCCUUAGUAACUAGGUAAGUGGGAAAGCCUUUUGAUGUGGCAUGGCCAAGGUCCAGCCACAAGUGCAACUGCCACCUGUCCAGGGGUCUAGGCCUCCUUCCCUCAAGGCUGCCACACAAAGUAGCAGAAAUAGAAUGAUGUUUGUGAGCACCAAACUCAAGACCAUGACCUUCUUUGAUCCUUGAAAAUGGGAACUUUGAUGGCCAUGACCAUGAAACUCACAAGGCAACCCCGUGAAACUCACAAGGCAACGCCGUGAAACUCACAAAGCAAUGCUUGGAGCAAAACUGAGCUAGACAGCACAGCAGCACCCGUCCCCUGCCAGAGCCCUUCUGUUCUGAGGUCAGACACACAAACCCUUUGUCAGUUGCACGCCGGUGCUGUUGGGAGUGACCAAACGCAUGAACCAGACUUUUCCCGUCCAGGAAAUAGCAUUUCAGAUUUGGUUUUUAAUUUCAUGCCCUUCCUAAUCCAAGGAGCCAACAGGCUCAACGGGACAUGCAACAUAAAAGUGGGAAGGUUAUUUAAACAACAAAAAACAGUAUGAUUCAAGUGUUUGAGUUACCAGAAACCCAAAAGGUUUCCCUGCCACGAGCCCCUUGGAGUGUCAUCCCUGUUCACCAGGAGAGCCCUUCGCAGGAGGCCUCCCUUGCUCCUGUAAUCCCACCUCCCCUGAAUGAUGGGAUUCCCUUGGAAAAAGGGCUCACCCCUGGUAGCCAUCUGCCCUUCCCAUGGAGAGCCAGUCCUGACACUUCUCUCCAGCAUGGGUUUAAAGGGGCUGCCCUUCGUUCUGUAUUUGCCCCAUCCCAAACCUCGCAAAGCAGGAUGUCCUGUUAGCAAUGGAGGAUGUAGAGAACGGUCACUUUAGGUAUUUAUUAUUUAUAUGUUUUAGUCAAUGACUAAUUAGUAGGUGCUGUUUUUGCAGCUUGUCAAUUAUGUUAUCUUACUAACUGCAGCUGCCUUUAUUCACAAAAGGCCCCUUUUCCCACCCUCUGGUGUCUCUCUCUCUGCGUCUACUCCCCAUCCUCCUCAUCCUCAGAGUAAAGCAGGGGCAUUGAACACCAUGCCAAGAAAGCUCCAACCCGCAUCUUCCACUGGCUUUGAGUGGGGUGCCUUGGGGACCGUUGGAGCUUCGCUUUUUCCUUAUAUAGAGUGUCAGCCUCAUCUCUCCCUCAGAUCCUAAGAGUAUUGGAAUUCCUGAGCCUCCCAUCCUCCUCCAACUCACCCCCCGCCACAGGCACGAGGAGGUAACAGGCAGAAAGCUUGGAGGGUGGGUGGGUGGGGAAUGUGCUAGCUGCAGAGAGCCUGGGCCAUCCCUGCUUGCUCCAUGGAUGCCUUCCCAUGGCCCAUCUAAUCAUGGGCAUCCAUGCGACCUUAACGGAGAGAAACAGGCUCCUUUGAGCGAGAUCCAUCUCAGGAAGAGGGUCAUCAGAUCCAGGCAGCAGAGCCCAGGAGAUAGUCAUUCUCAACAGCGAUUCUGGGGAUUUCACGGUACUUUUCUCAGAAAGCCCCUAUGAUCUCUUUUACAGACUCUAUAGUGGCCAGAAGCUGGGUACCACAUCCUCUUUCUGCUCCCGGCCUCUGCCUCUGGCCACGGUUUCCCUGGGGCUGCUGAAGCCACUUCAGGAACUUCCCUUUCACCCUCCUUGCUGGGCCACUAGUGCUUUGUGUUCGCAGCGUUAUUUGCAGUGGCUUUGGGGACUCAGCAGUGGCAAGUCCCUGCGCAUAAUGUGAACUUGCAGACGUCAAGAUGGGGUCUCUCCUGCACCCACUAACAUGUCUGCCUUUUUUUGUUUUUAUCCUGGAACAAGUGGAGAAAUGGCAGAGUUGGCUGACUCUGGGGACCCUUCCCUUUUUCCUGUGACUUCAUUUCUUCCUCACCACAGCUAUUUCGGGGAGCUGAGAAGUCACACAGUAUUCCUCUGCCUUCUCUAAUGUUAUUAGAGACCAGAGAAUAAGGUUGCAGAUAUUACAUUUGGUUUUAAAAAAAAAAAAAAAAGGAAAAUCCCAAACAAAGCCCAGCAUGAUUUGAGAAAAGAGGAUGUUUUUCCAGGGAAAAUAUUUUUUUUUAACCUGCCUGAGAAUGAUUUAUUUGCUGGAGGCCAUUGUCAGACAGCCUGGAGCUUGGGUUCUGGAAGACUUCAAAAGCAUAGGGCUGUGGUCUUUGGAAACCUAUAAGCCUGCAGGGCAUAGCACCUAUGAGCUGAGCCAGUGACAAGGUCCCUAGAAACUCAGGAAGGCUUCAUGGUGGGCCUUGGGGUGUCGGUUUGUGGAGAGAAGGAAGCAUUCCUUAGGCUGCAGCCCUCCAUAGUGUCCCACUCACUGAGUGACAUUCAGGCAGAAAUUGAGCUCAGGAGACAGCCAGCCUUCCCACAUCCCACUUCACUUCCUGGUCCACGCAUAAAGCAGUGUGUCUCCAAGGACGCAGUGAGCAAUUCCCCUGUGUUGUAAGAAGUACACUGCUUUCUCCCUUUGCAGAGGGAAAAAAAGGCUUUCCUGGUGAGAUCAUGAGUCCUUCUGGCUUCAUUUCUCAUUGUGGGUUUAACUUCUAAAAUGCAAAUGGAGUUUAGAGAGGAUGAGCAGAACCACAGGACCCGCCCCCACUUCUCGCUCACUGCAAUUGCUUCUACUUUGGGCACAAGUUUGGGUGUUUGAAGACCAUGUUUCCCUCUGGUUCUCUAGUUGGCAAAUAGUCAGAAGACACUGGUUAGAACCUUAAGCUUUCUGCCAGAAAGAUACAGAGAGCAGGGCAGUAGCUACCAGGAGUAGGGUAUGAAUAAAGAGCCCUUCCACAACCAAGUUCACUGAGGAUUUGGAGCACCGGCUCUCCAGCAGCAUCCAGGGGUGGAGAGGUGUACAUUCUAGAAGCAGCUGUCCGCUUUAAAGCACUCCGCUUUAAAGACAGCAAGCUAGACCUACAGGAUCAAAGCCACACACUGUGGUAGGGGUUACAGAUGCUUACGGAGCCCAGGAUACUAGCACAGAUGAGUGAAAUGGUUGCUGUGAGACAAAAGGGCAUGAUGGGAGUGGGGAUGGGGACUGUGGUCUUACUGACAUGAACAUGACCUACCCGGAACGAGCAGCUGCUACUCAGCCCCAACCUAUCAUUGUAUGUUAAAAAUGUAAGCACAGUGUAGUGGAAUCUUCCAAUUUGGAAAGGAAGCCAGAAAUCCAGAUUUUUUGAAAAAAAAUCUGAUUUUUUCAAUGUCGGUUUUUUUGUUUGUUUUAAACAGAUAGUGGGCAAAGAAAAAUUCCACUGUUCCACGUGUGCACUGCCAGCAACCUCUGCUCUCUGGCGAGGUGGUUUAAAGUGAGAUUAUGCAUUGCCCUGGUAGAAGAGGAAAAAAGCCAGCAUCAAGUCAGGGCAAAAAUAACAGCCCAUGUUGAACUCUAAAUGGGGACCUCUUGCUAAGUCAAAUUCCCCUCCCCAAGAGACAGUUCCACAAAGGGGUAAUGGAUCAUUCAGCUCUCCUGGUCCCAAGAUUGUGCUGAAGGGAAGAAGGAACAGAAUCUGAAGAAAUGGACUGCUGCCGCUUAGAUAUGCAGAGGUCCACAUCUGCCUGGGGCUACACCUUGUGGGACAGUCUAGGAGGAGGAGGAGGUAGGGUGUGAAACAGCCAGGCUCUCUCCAAAUCCCAAGCGUAGACAGCCAUCUUGCCCCAUCCCUGAAAGCCUCUUUGGAAAUCACAUAGGGCUGUGCUGGCUCAUGGGAUGUCCUGUUUGCUUCUGCCUCAAUUACCUUACUUUGCCCAUGGGUCUACCACAGGCGCUACCUCAUUGUGUCUGCUGAGUUUACCUGGGAGGGGGGAACGAAGUUGUCCAAAUCUGCUUGAGCUGAAUGUAUGAUCUAUGCAAAUUCUCUCUCUCCUCUCUCUCUUCCUCUCUGGCUCUCUAACUUAGAAGUUUUUUAUUUGUUUGUUUUUACCUUGCAAACAAGAUACUGUAUAGGACCCUCUUAAGAUGGAGGAGGGCUUUCUUGCGCCACCUGUGUUUACCCCUCACGUUGUCUUUGGCUCUGGUCUUGCCAAGCUUAUGCAGGGAGAAAGUGGCCUCUCUUCCCUCUCCACUUGGCUGGGAAUAUUCCAACUGCCUCUGCCUACAGACACCACCAGAAAGCGGGUUCUGCACCUUGUCAUCCCCAUCCCUAAUGCCAUCUACUCCAUCCCUCAUGUUCCUUCAACUUGCUUCUCCCAUCCCUCCUUCAAAACAAACAAACAAAAAAAGCCUUAGGUUUCUCCUUUUCGAAAUGUGGCCUUAACAUUAUUUUUGGGAAGCUGACCAUCCAUCCUUUCCCUCCCAUCUCCACCAACAUCGCAGAAGAAAGAGCAUCGUGAAGCUUCUGUGGCAGCCUCCUAAGGGAGGGGCUGUCAAUCUGUAGUUUGCAGAUGCUAUAGAAAUUGCUUACAAAUGUCAUCUUUAAGAAAAAUGUUCUUAUAUUUUUCCUAUGGGCAAAAUGAAGGCUUGGGUGCUCAUCUAAAGCUCAGCCAACUCCUGAAGCACUCUCUUAGAGCAUAUUGCCACUGUAAUGGGCUGGCUUAAUUACCGGCAGAGUGCUCGAAAAGGCUUUGCAAACCUCCCCUGCCCCCAAGACUGGGUGACUUUAUGUACUUCAUUCAAGGGUAAAUCAGGAGACGUUCUCCAUUUAUCUCUUCGUCCUUCCUGCCUGGAAAGUGAUAGCACUAAAUAUUCCCGGAUGGGUAGUGUUCUCAAAGGGAUCACCCUUCUCCUACCUUCAGACUCUAUUCUUUACCCUUCCAUUGCUCCAGUGCUGAUGGAGGCCAAAGACAACCCCAGGGUUUUCACAGGAAAUUCACUAGAAUUGUGCGCAAUUGUCUUUGUAGUCCUUUUGCCUUUUUUUUGUAAUAUUAUGUUGUCAAUAGCAUUUGUUUGGGUAUUUGUUUUAGAGGCCUCGCUCUAAGUUAUUACCGUCCCCUUCAUUGUUUUCAAAGACAUGUGGUGAUAUAGUUUUUAAAAAUAACUAUUUUGUUAUAGAUCAUAAUAUGCAUAAAACUGUACAGAAAUAUUUUGUAAUGUGUUGAUUUUAAAAAACAGAAUCUGUAAAUAAAGUUUUAAAAACAGAAUUCAAAUGGCACACACUGAAAUAUGUAGAUAUUUUGCUAUUUAUUUAAAGGAGUAUUUUAAGAGAUAUUGAACUAUCUGAAAUUGACCAGUAAUCAAAGUUCCAGUCAUCUGAAUGCUUUUCCUUGAGGUAGAAUGUGAUUCUCAGAAAUGAUUGCAUUACCUGCCCAUUUUUGCACCUUUUCUGUCUUUUUAUUUAGCAGAACAACAACAACAACAAAAUUGUGCCUUAGCUUUAUUUUUUUGUCUAGGGAAGUUUGUUUCUGUCUGACAAAGCAAAAUUUUUUGCAGAAAACAGUGGAUGUAUUAAAUACUGUAUCAUACCAAAAACACUGCAGGUGUAUAUAGAUGCUUUCUGUCAUACUGUGUUUUCAGAUGCAGAAUUUUAAAAUUAAAAAAAUACUGCCUUUAUGGAA
This is a messenger RNA of Rhinopithecus roxellana (golden snub-nosed monkey), 9203 nucleotides long. It is a transcript of the gene XYLT1, whose product is annotated as xylosyltransferase 1. Gene Ontology annotation, biological process: chondroitin sulfate proteoglycan biosynthetic process; heparan sulfate proteoglycan biosynthetic process. The transcript has 12 exons. The record is from RefSeq and is a predicted model, not a curated record. Gene Ontology annotation, cellular component: membrane. Gene Ontology annotation, molecular function: protein xylosyltransferase activity. Lineage: Eukaryota; Metazoa; Chordata; Mammalia; Primates; Cercopithecidae. Bases 131 to 3007 code for a protein of 958 amino acids.